UCUAACAACAAUGGCACUAAGCAAACCAGAUCGCGUGGUCGUCGGGUGUCCAACAGUCCCAGCCCCAGUGGCCAGAAGAUGUUUACCUGCACAAAGGAUGAAUGCGGCAAGGUGUUCAAGCGAUCCGAACAUCUCAAGAGACACAUCCGGUCCAUCCAUACACUCGAGAAGCCAUUCGAGUGCCCUUACCAGACCUGCUCCAAGAAGUUUUCUCGAUCAGACAACCUCAACCAGCACAUCCGGAUUCAC
Molecule: messenger RNA, 249 nt
Organism: Phycomyces blakesleeanus NRRL 1555(-)
Lineage: Eukaryota; Fungi; Mucoromycota; Mucoromycetes; Mucorales; Phycomycetaceae
Product: C2H2-type zinc finger transcription factor
Exons: 1
Biological process (GO): regulation of transcription by RNA polymerase II
Molecular function (GO): DNA-binding transcription factor activity, RNA polymerase II-specific; RNA polymerase II cis-regulatory region sequence-specific DNA binding
Source: RefSeq, a predicted model, not a curated record